AUGAAGCAUCAUGUGCAGGCAUUCCUCGCCGUCCUGCGGGUAAUACAGUCUCAUGGAGUUGCUAUAGAAGUCGCAGGCGUAGGUUGUCAGAGCACUGCCGUAGCCGAGCACUCUGGUGAGGAUGCUGGGACAGUCGGCGGUGAGCCUCCCAACGGCUUUAACCAAGGCGUCGGCAGGGAAAGUGGCGGCAUAGAGGCUAUUCUCAGUCUGCUCGCUGUAACACAGUUUCGUGAAUUUACAGAGCUUAUCGUAGACACAGUUGUGCGGGAGGCCCGUCAGCCAUACGAGCAUCUCAUAUACGUUGCACGGCGUCCUGAGCGAACGUGGAAGAUUGAAGUGACACGCCUUGUAGUAAUCGUUGAGAUGAUCGAGAAGAAUCCCGAGCGCAUUUUUGGUGUCCUUAUCAGAGUUGAAGACACGCUUAUAAUCGCCGACGAGGAGCAUGUCACCGGUGAGCGCGGCGCCGGAGUACGCACUGAUGUACGCGUUCCUCAGCUCGGCGGCGAAGGCACUGAGCCCGUCCGUCACGCCGUCUAUCACAGCCGUGCUUGGCCUGGCGAAGCACUCCGGCCUGAGGCCGGCGAGUGCCUUGUCAAGCGCGUCAAGCAGACCACGGACCUCAUGGCCGUAGCGUUGCGCACCGGUUAUGUGGGUGAGCAGAGCGCUGAGCGCCGUGUGAACUGCACUAAGUCUGUCAGCGUAGUGAUCCUGGGACUUGGGGAGCAGGGGACUUUUUUCGCCCUCACGCUCCCUGUGCUCCCUCCGGAUCUCACUGCCGAGAUACUCGUUGACCGGGGCGUAGAAAGCGUGGAACGCGGAGGAUAUGACGGCAAUUUCCUUCUCUUCCCUCACGCUUUCGAGGCUAUCAAAAUGUCCGUACACGUAUUUCAUGAGGCCCUUGAAGCCCACGAAGAGAUCCCUGUUUAUCUCGCCGGGCAGCUCCCCCAGCUCACUCUCCGCCUUUAA
Babesia ovata is the source of this 966-nucleotide messenger RNA. RefSeq names its product histidine kinase, putative. The transcript has 2 exons. The record is from RefSeq and is a predicted model, not a curated record. NCBI's taxonomy places the organism in Eukaryota, Apicomplexa, Aconoidasida, Piroplasmida, Babesiidae. The coding region runs from base 1 to 966 and encodes 321 amino acids.